CCUUCGAAGAAGCAAAUCAAGUAAUAUAGCCACCAUGUUCAAAUACGCCGUUGUUGUCCUCGCCCUCGUUGCCUGUGCUGCUGCCAAACCAGGACUCCUGGGUGCUCCUCUGGCCUACACUUCUCCCUUGGCCUAUACUGCUCCUCUGGCUUACUCUGCUCCUGCUGCAGUGGUGGCUGCUCCUGCUCCAGUCGUGACCGCCACCAGUAGCCAGGUGAUCGCCAGGAACUACAAUGGAAUCGCUGCUGCCCCCGUGAUUGCCCCCGUGGCUGCUCCAGUGGUCGCCAAGUACGCAGCUGCUCCUUUCGCCUACUCGUCCCCUCUCGCUUACACUUCUCCUCUGGCCUAUAAUGCGUUUCCCGCUGGCGCUCCAGUUCUUGUCUAAGCUUUAAAAUAAAUAUAAAAAUCAAAACAAACUCAAA
Drosophila takahashii is the source of this 422-nucleotide messenger RNA. Its product is annotated as cuticle protein 38-like. The record is from RefSeq and is a predicted model, not a curated record. Lineage: Eukaryota; Metazoa; Arthropoda; Insecta; Diptera; Drosophilidae.